Molecule: messenger RNA, 4869 nt
Organism: Manis javanica (Malayan pangolin)
Lineage: Eukaryota; Metazoa; Chordata; Mammalia; Pholidota; Manidae
Gene: CCDC9B
Product: coiled-coil domain containing 9B
Source: RefSeq, a predicted model, not a curated record
UGCUGAGCAGUAAAGCAGGCAGGGAAAGGCCGGCAGAGGCCCGGCUCCGGCAGCUCCGGCUUCCCUUCUACUCUGGCUCGCUUGGUGCUGCUCUGGAAUUCUCUUGGUGCCCGCCAUUGCCAUGCACUUGGCUGGGCUUUACGGGACCGAGUCACCCAUGAGCAGGCAGGAAGAGAAGGAUGCAGAGCUGGACCGGAGGAUAGUUGCUCUUCGCAAGAAGAACCAGGCCUUACUACGCAGGUACCAGGAGAUCCAAGAAGACCGUCGGCAGGCGGAGCUGGGAGGCAUGGCUGUGAGCACACAGGAACUCCUCCAACCCGAUGGCCUCACUGUCACCAUCAGCCAGGCUCCUGGCGAGAAGCGGGUGGUCAGCCAGAACUGGACAAGGUGUGCCCUUGGACCUGGAGCAGCCAAUGAGAUGCUUGAGGAUGAGGCGGCUGAGGACCACACGGGUACUUUCUGCUUGGGGGAACGGGUGGAGCUGGCCGUGACCAUGGAAAACAAAGCUGAGGCCAAGCGGAUUGUAAGUGAGAAGCCUGCCAGAGCAAGGAACCAGGGGGCUGAAGGAUCACCUGGAGGGGGCUUGGGCCGGAGCUCUUCUGUGCAAAUGCCUGGCACCUCAGACUCUACACAGAAGGGAACUUGUGAGCCCCAGCGUCCAGGCUCAGUCCCAGGCUCAGCUCUCUGCUGGCCAGCUGGGAGGCCCCAGGUGAUGGGCUGGGACUAUGCCCAGUGGAAGCAGGAGCGGGAGCAGAUCGACCUGGCCCGCCUCGCCCGGCACAGAGAUGCACAGGGUGACUGGCGCCGUCCAUGGGACCUGGACAAGGCCAAGCCCAUGCAACAGGAUACUGGCAAGCCUCAGGAAGAGGGCUCAGCCAGGGUGGGCACUACCAGGGGUCCCAGAAGCUACCGGAAGAUCCCGCCCUCACCAAUGUCCCCUGAUGGCAAAGGUGGUACUGUGCGAGGUGGACCAGCCAGCAGACCCUCUGUGAUGCCAGCUACACAUAGCAAAGCCCGGGGGAUGGAGAGGCUGACUGGCAGGGCCCGCAGGUGGGAAAUGAAGGAAGACAAGGAGCUGGAGAGCCAGAAGGGAAGCCAAAGUAAUAGAAAGACUCUGAGCAAGGAGGAACAUGCACAGAAGCAGAGCAGGAUGGAGCCUGGCAGACCCAGCAACCAGCAAGUAGCCCCAGCAUCUCCAGAGGGGCCAAAAGGGGAGUCAGGAGCUUCACCAGCCAGUCUGGUCCCUGGCUGUCCACAGAACAAUGACUUGGUUCCCCUCGACCUCUCACUAGGAAGGGCCAGUAGUCCUGGGCCUGGGGAGAGAGUGUGUGUGCUCAGUACAGGGCCUGAGCCCCGGGAAAGCCCUGUGUCCUGGCCAGACGGUUCCAAGCAGCCCCUGGGAUGGAACAACCCCCAGGAUGGGCCAGAAGUCCAGACUUGCUCUGAGCCACAAAGAGGAAAAGGGCCCCUAGAGCCCAGAGAAGACAGGUCUGGCAAGACUGGGGCCCAGCAGGGCCUGGCACCACGAGGCAGGGCCCCCAGAGGAAGCAGCCAAAGGGCAAGGGCCACAGGAGGCAUGAGGAACAAGACAGAGCAUCCUGGCCCUGCAGGAAGAUGCUGAGCAAAGCUCCUGGGAGCAGAGGGGCAGACUGGGGAGAGGAAGAGGAGGGAAAGCAGACAAGAGUCUGCUGUGUUCUGGGCAGACACCUACCUGGUUGCUGGUGUUUGUGGCAGACUGGCUGUGCAGUUUGGCAGCCUCUCCAGUGGAGUGACACUGUUAGGGCAAGGACUGUUCUUCUCUGCACCUCACAUGCACCUCCCACAUACACGCGUGCUUUCACCUGAAGGUACAGCUCCUGCUAUCUUCCUGCACUACACCUGGUCUCUGGGGCUGGCGAGCCCUAUCCUGGGCCUGCUGCUGCCCAGGCCACAGGCUGCCCCACCCUGGCAAGAGCGCACGGCUUGGAAGCACUCAACACGUGGCUCGCCAGGCCUCCCUCUCCAGCUGGCAGCUGCCAGCUCCUCAGGUGCAGGCAGCCUCAGCAGCUGGCAUGGCCAGUCCAGGCCUGGGCCCUUUCCCAUGCCCCUGUCUGCAUCCAGGUGACUCACAGCUCCAGACUCAGAGGAUGGCUAAACCAGGGGAAUUUUGGCAAUCAGCCAGCAGUCCUUUGCUUUUCCAGAAGAGGAGACUGAGGCCGAGAGAAAUGGAGGCCACAGCUGUCAGGGACUGAACAGGGCUCAGGUCUCAUCUGAAAAAGGGAGGGUCCCUGGAAAGGCCUCCUCUCUGGAAGGGGGAGGUUGGGUGGGCAGGGGACAGCCUCCUCACCCCACAGUAGGGUGAGAGAGCCCACUUUCAGGGACCCUCCUCCACACUCAGGUCAGACCUCAGGUGUACCCUGAACUGGGGCAAGGGGGCAGCCCUGCAGCUCGGGGUUGUUUCCUGCCAUCUUCUACUUCCUCUGUCCCAGCACCUUCUUGCACCAUGGUCAUGCAAAAGUGAGGACUCAAACGGGGACUCAAGAGACUGAGAAAUAGCAACUCCAGCUAAGUGCAUCAGGACUUGUCUUUCCUGUUUCCCUCCCCUGAGGCCCACGGCUGGUGAAUUAUCUGGUGAAUUAUCCAGACUCUGCACAAGCUGUGGCUUCCUCUCAAUUCAACAAACAUUUCCUGAGCACCCACUACCCGCAAUGCAGCCAGUGGGCGAUAGUGACUCUGCCAGCAGGAGGGAGGGAAGUCAUCCGGCAGAUCCAGGAUGCACAGCAGGAGCCAUUAUUGGCUGUAGGUGCCCGGCAGGAGCUGGGAAUGGUAACAGGAGCCCACAGGGAGCCAUCCCACCUCUGCUGGCAAAGCAAGGGCUCCUCCCUUUCUCAUCGUGUCUGCCCUCUGCUCCCAAGCCCUUGUCUGGAUCUACACCCACGGCCCCUGCUGCUCCCCUCCUCUCUGCUGAGGGUCUCAGGCCUCACCAGGCCCUCUAGGUUCCCUAGGGAGUGUCCAGAUCAUCCCCAGGAUGUCUUCAUUGUCAAAAUGAGGCCUAAAUUGGGGCCAGUGUGUGUUUCAGCCUGUUUCCUCACUGGCUUUCUCUCCACCCUCCACCCCCUAUAUUCAGGAAACAUAAGGAGGGGGGUGUCUUUUUAGCAGAUGUUGUUUAGAGCAGUGCCUUUCACACGUUAAGAUGCAGAGUAAUGAAUAUUUUAAUUCAGUAAGUCUGGGGUGGGCCUGGGAAUUUGCAUUAUCAAUAGGCUCCAGGUGAUACCUAUGCUGCUGGUUCCUGGACCAGAAUAUAUGGAUGGCUAGGGUAAAAGAUAGACUUUAGGCUCUAAGGGCUGGUUGCUGUCUCUGUAGGGGAUGGGGGAGGGCUGCCCCAUGCAGGGUGGGAGCUUUUUGGCUUCAGAGCUGGGUGGGAAGCCAGACACCUGGGAAGAUAUUUGAGAGGCCAGUGAGUGGGUGUUGCCACUGUCCCGUAGUGGGGAGAAGGACGCUGAUUGGGAAUGGGAUGGGAUGAAGGGGAGGAAGACAUUGGUGUAAGGUUGACCACAGGAAUUUUGGACAGGCUUGAGAAUAUUCCAAUGCUUAUGGGAAGAAGGUCCCUGAGACACAUGAAUAGGCAUGGGUGAAAGAGUUCAAGCCUGUUUUCCUCCUGCCUUCCAUGCAUAUAUACAGGACAUCAUAGCAUGGUACUGGCCCUGGAACCCGUGGCUCCCAAAGGAUGGAGCUGGGGUAGUGCAGGUUCAGGCAGAGCCCUUGAAUUCAGACGUCUCCAAAAAUAAUUGUGAUCAAGAAUUUGAAUUCUGAGAUUCACAAACUGCUCCCCAAUCCUGAGUGCUGCCAAAUGUACAGAUGUGCCUUCAUUAAAGGGUGUAUGGCAAGGCAUGUUUGACUAUGGGGAUGGGGAUGUAGAAUUUGGGCAGAGCUCUAGGUCAGCCCUCACAAUGGGACCUAAACAGGAGAGAAAGCUGGCCAGAAGGGCUGGAGAAAUUAGGCUUCUCUCCCUGAGGUGACAUCUAGAAGGGCAUUAGGAGAAAGGAUGUCAUAGGGGUCCCUAGGGAUUGGAGAGAAUGGAGGCUGGCAUAGGACAUCUUCAUUGUAGGAAGAUUGAAUGCAAGACAAGUUAUCACUGAGCUUUUCUCAAAAAAAGGGGAGCCCUUCUUCAGAAUAAGGGAUUCAGCAGCUAUGGUGGCCACCUUCCUGCUCUAGGAUGGAAUCAGCUGUGAUGCAGGAGGGAUGCCCACAAACCUGGUGGUCGUGGAAGGCUUGGAAGAUCCCCAGGUCUCUUCCUGGCUCCUUUAUUUAAAGGCCUGGCUGGCAGCCUGUGCUUGGAUGCUCUUCUCCUCACCAAUUAGUAGACUAGACGACUCCUCAAAGGUGCGAAGUCCUUCAGGAGACGUGGCUCUCAGGAAUCCAAGCACAGAGCUGGAAGAACUGAGAAGGGAGGGUAGACAGCAUGGUAGGGAGCCAGUAGAGGGAUGACAGCUUUACCUAAGGCCUCAAAACAAGACGGGCGGAAGAGGUGGAAGACAUCUCUGCCCUGGACCCACACCACCUUGCAGAGGGGAGAGGCAGGCCACAUACCACAAGGGAGGAGUGUUUUUGAUGACAGGCAGCAUAGUAGAGUGGAACAGACAUGGGUCUUGGAAUCUGGUAGACUGAAAAUGAAUCCUAGGUCAGCCACCUGCUAGCUGGGUGAACUUGGUCAAUUUUAACCUCUAAAAGUCUGUUUUCUCAUCUGUAAAACAAGGCUAGUAGUACCUACCCUGAAGGGUUGUUGAGAAAAUUAAAGAGUAUGCAAAAUAUACCUGGCACACAGCAGGCAAUCAGCAAAUAUAUAUAUUUGUUGAAUAAAUGAAGUAGCUAUUUGGCGUGAUAUGUCUA